Molecule: messenger RNA, 1650 nt
Organism: Purpureocillium lilacinum
Lineage: Eukaryota; Fungi; Ascomycota; Sordariomycetes; Hypocreales; Ophiocordycipitaceae
Source: RefSeq, a predicted model, not a curated record
AUGGAAAAGUCGGGCGACACCUCACACGCCGAGGUCGCCGCUGGCGACCUCUAUCCGACCACAGCCGCUGGAGAGCUCCACCGUGAGAUGUCCAUACGAAGCAUCUUCAUGCUUGGCAUCGGUGGUGGCAUUGGUACUGCGCUGUUCGUGAGUAUCGGCGGUGCUCUCAACACCGCCGGUCCCGCCAACUUGCUCCUCGGUUUCGUCGUCUACAACCUGAUUCUCGCCAAUAUCAAUAACUCCAUGGCCGAAAUGACAACCUACAUGCCCGUCAGCGGAAGCUUCAUUCGCUUGGCCGGUCACUGGGUCGACGACGCCCUUGGUUUUGCUGGCGGCUGGAACUUCUACAUCUACCUUGGACUCAUCGUUCCCUUCGAAAUCACGGCUCUAAGCCUGGUGCUAUCAUUCUGGAGCCCCCACAUCCCUUCAGGGGCAAUAUGUGCUGCUUGUAUCGUGCUAUACAGUGCGAUCAAUAUCUUUGCGGUUCGGAUAUAUGGCGCGGCCGAGUUCUCCCUUUGCAGUGGCAAAGUCCUACUCAUGGUCGUCCUCAUGAUGUUCACCCUGGUUACGAUGUGCGGCGGCAACCCUCAACACGAUGCUUUUGGUUUCCGACACUGGAGGGACCCUGGACCGUUCCUUGAAUACUUCAGCACUGGCAUCACUGGAAGGUUCGAGGCGUUUCUCACAGCUCUGUGGUCCGCAUCCUUCACUUGUGUCGGACCAGAGUUCCUCAGCAUUGCAGCCAGCGAAGUCAAGCAUCCCCGCACGUAUCUUAAAACCGCUCACAAGGUUUUGUUCGGUCGCAUAAUCGUCUUCUUCAUCGGUGGCUGCCUCGCUAUCACCAUCAUUGUUUCGCCCAAUGACAAGGUGCUUGACGCUCUAUACAAGCACGGCAGUGGUAGCACCGGAAGUGCCGCGGCCUCGCCCUACAUCAUCGCUAUGCAAAAUCUUGGGAUCCGCGGGUUGCCUCACCUGAUCACUGCUCUAUUUGCCACUACAAUCUUCGCGGCUGGAAACACCUGCCUAUACAGCGCCACUCGGUGCCUUUAUGGCAUGGCCUUGGAGGGGCGUGCACCGAAGGUCCUCCGGAAGGUCACUAAAUCUGGUGUCCCCAUCUAUUGCUUCUUGGUGACCAUGAUAUUUCCCCUGCUAGCCUUUCUACAGCUUAGCAGUGGUACAUCCACCGUCCUGAGCUGGCUCAUCAACCUCGCCACCGGUGCUACCUUGAUCUAUUUUAUAACCGCUCUCAUCACGUAUAUCCGCUUCAAUCGGGCCUGUACGGUUCAGGGCUUCAAUCGCGACAAACUCCCCUAUACGGGUUACUUCCAGCCGUACAGUGCGUGGUUUGCUCUCAUUUCUGAGCUGGUCAUCAUCGUCUUCUAUGGCUACCGGUCCCUCGUCCCUUUCAACGUCAGCGGCUUCGUUACUGCCUACUUCAUGCCGGUGCUCGUCCCGUGUCUCUUCAUUGGCUGGAAGCUCGUCAAGAAGACCAAGUUCAUUAGGGCCCAGGACGUGGACCUCAUCUGGGAGGCUCCCCUCAUUGACGCAUACGAGGCUUCGCUGGAGGAAGCCCCUGUCACCUUCUGGAUGGAUGUAUGGUUGAUGUUGCGCGGCUUGAGGCCCAAGAAACACAGACUGGCCGAGGCUUAA